ACCCAAGCGCAUUGGAUCUUUCAGCGAGAAAUGGCCGCCGAAGCCGACUUGGAAAGUUCCUGAAGACGUCCCCGAUCUUACAGGAAAGAUAUUCCUGGUCACAGGCGGUAAUGCAGGAAUGGGUCUGGAGACGUGCCGUGUUCUAGUGGCCCGUGGUGCAAAGGUAUACCUUGCUGCACGCUCGGAAGAAAAGGCUAGUGCGGCUAUGGACGACAUCUGCAAGAGUACGGGGAAAAAAGAUAUCCAUUUUUUGAAGAUUGACCUCGCCGACCUCGCUUCCGUUAGGAAAGCUGCGGAAGAAUACAUGUCGAAAGAGCUGGAGCUUCAUGUUCUCAUCAAUAACGCUGGCGUAUUGUACUCUCCGGGCAUCGGUCCCCAAACCACUCAGGGAUACGACAUACAAUUCGGAGUGCACGUUCUUGGCCACUACUUUUUUACCAAACUCCUGAUGCCCACGCUCCUCCGCACUGCGGAAGGCGAGGUGUCUGGCGCACCAUGCCUAGUGCGCGUGGUCUCCGUGUCGUCGGACGCGCACGAGCUUACCGCUCCAAGCCAAGGAAUCGUCUGGGAGUCGCUUCAAAAAGGUGAUGCAGCUAUUCCGACGCGAAAAAAGCUUGUAGGACACCGCUUAUACGGCCAAAGUAAACUGGGCGUGGUACUGAUCUCCUCAGAGCUGGCACGACGAUAUGGGGACCAAGGUGUCGUAGCCAUAUCCCUCCACCCAGGGGGCGUCGAUUCAGAGCUAUUGCGCAAUUUGCAUCCCAUCAUCGCCUGGAUAGUGAAGAAAACACGCAUCUACCCGGUCACAUUAGGCGUCACAACCUCCCUAUACGCCGCGACAUCCGAGGCGGCCCUCGAGAUGAACGGAGAGUACUUGACUGCUUGGGGGCGACGGCAGGUGCCGAGUAAACACGCCUAUAACUUGGAGAUGGCGGAGAAGGUGUGGACCUGGUGUGAGGAACAGGCUACCGGGUUCUGAAGGCGCGACGAUGGGCGCUAGUCGUCGGCGCCGUACAAACAUGCCUGGCUUGCCAAAGACAAGAAAUGCGCGACGCACCGAUGAACUCGCAUUUCGGUAUGGCAAGGCAGAUGGAGAGAGCCUGGAGCGUCUGGAGCUUUCGGCCUCGAUUGACCAACAGUUGCCAAUAACGGACCGUAGCCGAAUACUCUGUGGUGCGUUAGUGUCUCGUUUAAGCAGAUAAUUUUGCGGUGCGCCUGCUAGCAUCUCUGCAAGUGGGUCGUUACAAGUACUUCUAUUACUUGAUGCGCUGAACUUCGAAAGCUGUCCCCAGUUUUGACGAUUGUAUUCCC
Molecule: messenger RNA, 1311 nt
Organism: Phanerochaete carnosa HHB-10118-sp
Lineage: Eukaryota; Fungi; Basidiomycota; Agaricomycetes; Polyporales; Phanerochaetaceae
Exons: 9
Coding region: 119-979 (286 amino acids)
Molecular function (GO): oxidoreductase activity
Source: RefSeq, a predicted model, not a curated record